Molecule: messenger RNA, 1275 nt
Organism: Antrostomus carolinensis (chuck-will's-widow)
Lineage: Eukaryota; Metazoa; Chordata; Aves; Caprimulgiformes; Caprimulgidae
Product: cobalamin binding intrinsic factor
Exons: 9
Coding region: 1-1275 (424 amino acids)
Biological process (GO): cobalamin transport
Molecular function (GO): cobalamin binding
Source: RefSeq, a predicted model, not a curated record
AUGAAGAUGCUCAGUGUGGCUUUCAGCAUCGGGGUCCUGCUGGCCUUGGCAAGUGGCACAGCCACCAACAGCUGUGUUGCCCCCCAGCAUCUGGUCUCCAAGAUGCUGCAGCGCCUGGAGGAGUCCAUCAAGAGGGACGAGCCACCAAACCCCAGUGUCUUGCUGGCCAUGAACUUGGUUGGGGCCACCAACAGUUACAAUCACAAGUGGUUGCUCCAGAAGAUACAGGAGGAGGCUGUGAGGAGAGCCCAGCAAGGUGUGACCUCAGGAGAGGUGGCUCUGGAUGUUCUCGCCCUCCUGUCCUCCUGCCAGAACCCCCAGCACGUCCAAGCCCUGGGACACACCAUCAACCUGCUCAGCAUCCUGCAGCAGAAAAUGGACGAGGAGAUGGCCAGCCUGGAGCUGGACGGUGUCCCCAAGACCACACUGUUCAGUGUCAGCCUGGACACCUUGAGCCUGUGCCUGGUGAGGAUGGGUGGCUACCAAGAGGCAUCCGUGGUCCUGGCCAAGCAGGUGUUAAACCCUGAGAGCCACCUCUCUGUGGACACGCGUGCCGUGGCCGUGCUGGCCCUGAGGUGCACGUAUGGCCGGACGGAGCUCGGUGACCUGCAGGAUCUGCUGAGGGAGGCAAUGUCAACGGUGACCAACGACCUCCUGGACGAGCAGGAGAAAGGAGAUGGUGUGAUUGGGAACAUCUACAGCACGGGGCUGGCCCUGCAGGCGCUGGUGGCCACCGAGAAGUUUUACGCCCCACGGAAGUGGGAUUGUGCCCAAGCCUUCUCCGUGGUGGCCAGACAUGACUACCAGCUACCCAUGGCCAUCGCCCAGGUCCUACCUGCCUUGGUGGGCAGGUCUUACCUGGAAGCAGCUGACCUGGACUGCAGCAGCACCAGCAUGUCCCCGAGCUUCCCGUUGUCCCCAAAGCUGGGUACAACCAAGGUUCACCAACCCACCCCCAUCACGGUGCGUUACUCCAUCAUCAACAAGCUGCAGGGGAAACACUUCAGCUACAGCAUCACGGUGGAGGUCCCACAGGGCUCCACGCUGCUCAAGGUGCUGCAGGCAGCAGAGGAGAAGGAACCUCAUGAAUUUAGCUUCCAGAUGGAGCAGACAUCUUGGGGUCUCAUGGUGGUCUCCAUCCAUGGGCUCACUGCCAACGCCGAUGACAGGACCUACUGGCAGUUCCUCAGCGGUGGUGAUGCUCUCCAGGAAGGAGUUGGCACCUACAAGCCAUGGGAUGGGGAGCACAUCCAAGCUGUUUUCAGCACCUACUGA